AUGUCUGCCACAGCCGCACUCGAAUACCGAAUCGAGCAAAUGCAACGAAGAAGUUCGAUCAGAGAAAACCAAUGCAUGAAUACUACAGAAACAGCUUCAUGGCCAAGCAGUACCAUGGGAUUGUCCUCGCUCCAGGUUGCUCUCCAAGAGUCAACGGGAGCAAUGGACUUUCCAUCGAUUGAAUGGUCCUUUGAUGACAACCAGAACGUCAACAACCAAGUACCAAACGCAUCAACACUGCAAGGAAGAAGCAGUGGAAUGAUCCCCCGCUGCAAGAGCUACGAGAAUCUAUUCACAUGUUGUGUCUCUUAG
Molecule: messenger RNA, 312 nt
Organism: Cylindrotheca closterium
Lineage: Eukaryota; Bacillariophyta; Bacillariophyceae; Bacillariales; Bacillariaceae
Source: the annotation of a GenBank genome assembly